Messenger RNA from Nicotiana tabacum (common tobacco), 1340 nucleotides. The record is from RefSeq and is a predicted model, not a curated record. NCBI's taxonomy places the organism in Eukaryota, Viridiplantae, Streptophyta, Magnoliopsida, Solanales, Solanaceae.
CUCAUUUAAUAAACUUAGUGGUGAAAUUCCCACCGGUGGACCUUUUGCAAAUAUCACAAGCCAAUCCUUCCUGUCCAAUGAUGCACUCUGUGGUGACUCCCGAUUUAACGUGAAACCAUGUCCUCCAAAAUAUACAAAGAAGUCAAGAAGAAAAAGAGUGCUUAUAGGUUUAUAUACUUUGUUAGGGAUAGGAUCACUCUUUGCAUUGGUCGUUGGAUAUGCGGUGUUAAUAUUGAGAAAGAUAAAAAAGAAUGCAGAUCAAGCUGAUGUGUCGCUCGUUAAAGAGCAUGAAAGGAUUUCUUAUUAUGAACUUGAACAAGCAACAGAAGGAUUCAGUGAAAGCAACUUGCUUGGUAAUGGGAGUUUCAGCAAGGUCUACAAAGGGAUAUUUAAGAAUGGUACGUUUUUCGCAGUAAAGGUAUUCGAUGUGCAAUUGGAGGGUGCAUUCAAAAGUUUUGAUACAGAAUGUGAGAUGCUGCGCAACCUCCGCCAUCGAAAUCUUACUAAAGUGAUCACCAGUUGCUCCAACCUUGAAUUCAAAGCCUUAGUAUUGGAAUACAUGCCGAAUGGAACACUUGAAAAAUGGCUAUAUUCUCAUAACUUUUUCUUAGACAUGAUGCAUAGAUUAGAUAUAAUGAUAGAUGUUGCAUCUGCGAUGGACUAUCUCCACAAUGGCUAUUCAACACCUGUGGUGCAUUGCGACUUAAAACCAAGCAAUGUCUUGCUAGAUCAAGAAAUGGUUGGCCAUGUCAGUGAUUUUGGCAUUGCAAAAUUGUUGGAUGCAGGGGAGGAUUUUGUUCAAACACGUACAAUUGCAACCCUAGGAUAUAUUGCUCCAGAGUAUGGACAAGAUGGUAUAGUAUCCACGAGCUGCGAUGUUUAUAGUUUUGGCAUCCUGAUGAUGGAGACGUUUACAAGAAUGAGACCAAGUGAUGAUAUAUUUACCGGAGAAUUGAGCAUAAGAAGUUGGGUUAGCGAUUCUUUUCCAGGUGCAAUUCAUAAGGUGGUGGAUGCUAAUUUGGUACAUCCAGGGGAUGAACAAAGCGAUGCAAAGAUGCAGUGUCUGCUAUCUAUCAUGGAAUUAGCUUUGAGUUGCACUGUGAUGAUAUCUGAUGCAAGAAUUAGUAUGGAAGAGGCUCUUUCAACACUUACAAAGAUUAGGCUCCACUUUGUCAGUAGUUGCUGCUAGGUGGAAUCAGCGAUCAACUCUCCAUUGUUGCUUCAUUACCUAUAUAUUAUGGUUGUGUUAAGCUUUCAAUUAUCCACUAGGACUUAAGUUCAUCAUAGCGAUGUACGUAAUUUUGUAAGUAAUGAUCUGGUAUGCAAGGCGACUUUUUCCA